Molecule: messenger RNA, 2019 nt
Organism: Aricia agestis (brown argus)
Lineage: Eukaryota; Metazoa; Arthropoda; Insecta; Lepidoptera; Lycaenidae
Product: phosphoribosyl pyrophosphate synthase-associated protein 2
Exons: 8
Coding region: 199-1413 (404 amino acids)
Biological process (GO): 5-phosphoribose 1-diphosphate biosynthetic process; purine nucleotide biosynthetic process
Cellular component (GO): ribose phosphate diphosphokinase complex; cytoplasm
Molecular function (GO): ribose phosphate diphosphokinase activity; magnesium ion binding
Source: RefSeq, a predicted model, not a curated record
AUGACCGAUGACGGGAUGCUGGCUUGCGGCCUUUUAAAUUUAUUGUAGUUUUAUUAUUAGCUCCUGCUAAAAUUUAUGCGAAAUACAAAGCAAUAACAAUUGGUAUACGAUUCAUAAAACAAGUUGUUCAAUAUUGAGUGUCUCCACUAAAUUUCGAAACUUAUAAAUCGCAAGUCUGAAGACAGCCAUCAGGUUAUUAUGUUACUCAACAAAACCAGGCUCGUGGGAUUCACCAACUUAUCUCACAAACGCAAUAUGGAUAGCCACUCCACGUCGGACAUUGUUAUUAUAAGUGGGAAUUCGCACCCGGAGUUAGCGGAUUUAGUGGCCAACCGCCUCGGUGUGCGAAAAGGAGGAUGUUCGGUUUACCACAAAACAAACAGAGAAACUAUGGUAGAGAUAGCAGAUUCAAUCCGUGGCAAGAAUAUUUAUAUUGUACAAACUGGGACUAAGGAUGUUAACAACAACAUAAUGGAAUUACUGAUAAUGGCUUAUGCUUGUAAGACUUCAUCCGCUCGCUCCAUUGUAGGAGUCAUUCCCUAUCUGCCGUACAGCAAACAGUGCAAAAUGAGGAAGCGGGGGUGCAUAGUAUCCAAGCUUUUGGCCAAAAUGAUGUGCCAAUCGGGUCUCACUCACAUCAUCACCAUGGAUUUACACCAAAAAGAGAUACAGGGCUUCUUCGAAUGUCCAGUCGACAAUCUGAGAGCCUCGCCAUUCUUGCUUCAGUACAUUCAAGAGAGUAUUCCAGACUAUCGUAAUUCCGUGAUUGUUGCCCGUAACCCAGGCUCUGCUAAGAAAGCCACAUCCUAUGCUGAGAGAUUGAGACUGGCUAUUGCAGUGAUACAUGGAGAACAGAAAGAAGCUGAGAGUGAUGAAGUUGACGGAAGAUAUUCUCCACCGUGCAUCCCUAGUAGAAUGGAAGAAGAAUUGUACAAUUCGCCAACUGUUUUCCUUGACUUGACUCCGAGUUUGAAGUGGGAGCAUGCUCAGGGUGUGGACAGGUCUCGCACCAUGGACGUGCCUGGAGGAGUGCCAGUUCAUCCCGCUAAGGAGAAGCCUCCAAUCAACGUGGUUGGUGAUGUGGGAGGCAGAAUUGCUAUCAUGGUGGACGAUAUGAUCGACGAUGUCCAGUCAUUUGUCGCUGCUGCGGAAGUUCUGAAAGAGUGUGGCGCUUACAAAAUCUACGUGCUGGCAACACACGGCCUGCUGUCUUCCGAUGCACCACGCCUUAUCGAGGACUCGCCCAUAGAUGAGGUAGUUGUCACAAACACAGUGCCACACGAACUCCAGAAGAUGCAAUGCAACAAGAUCAAGACGAUCGACAUAUCCGUUCUCCUGAGCGAAGCCAUAAGACGUAUCCACAACAAAGAGUCCAUGUCUUAUCUAUUCAAAAAUGUCACUCUUGAAGAUUAAAUUUUGCCUUUACUAGAUAUAGGGGAGUGUGGGGUAUAUUUUUAUAGUAUCGUAUAAGUGAUGCAUAGUUUGCUGAUUUGAUGAUUGAUGUAGAGGAAGUUGGCCAACACAAAUAACCUAGCUGUGCACUUCUAUCUCGUAGUUUGAAUGGGCCAGAGAUCUCGUCAAAAUUAUUGUAAAUUCUGAUAAUUCUGCUCUACUCUAGGGUUUAGUUUGUUCCGAUCUUCUCUCCUUCUUCCAUAUUUAAAGUAGUAAUUAUUAUUAAUAUUGUCGAAAUUACAUUAUGGAGGUUAUUUACCAUUUUACUAGAAUAGAAGUACACUUUUAUUUUUCUUCAUACAGCCUUUUUGUGUCGUAAAAAGUUAUGUGACUAAUAAAAUAGAUUAAUUGCAUAGGAGGAUUGAAUGCGUUAAUUUUGUAUGCCUACCUUUGUAAUUUACUUUGUAAGUCCAUAUUGCUUUUAUUUUAGUGCAUUCAUUAUUACCAAUAUAAUAUUAUGAUAGGUUUCUGAAUUAUUGUUGCAAGUUACAUUUGAAAUUACUGUGAUUUUCUAUGUACAUAAUUGUAAGAUUUUAAAAGUUUAUAAAAGUCCAAAGCCUGGUGUAU